UGCACUUUCACUUCACUGGACCCAAAAUAAGCAAACAGCAGUAGUCCAGUGGUGAUUAGUAAGGCACUCCUCAGCAAGAUGGCUGCAUUGCUGCACGGAAUAGUGGCAUCCUGGUGAAAUGACGCAAGCCACAGUUUACGUUCAGUUUAGUGGCUCGAGCUUUCCAGUCUCCAUAGCGCAGAUCCCGCCCGACAGACAGCCGGAAGACCGGCUAUUCUCCAGUGGACCGAGCGGAACCGGUUCAUCAAAGUGAGAGUGCGAUGAGGAGAGGCUUCAGAGUGUGAGGCCAUGGGCUGCACCUCGGCCAAGCAGGUGUCGGCCGUGCCCAACGAUGAGGAGGGACGCGGCAAGGCCUACAGCAACGGGGACCUCUUCACUGACGAAUACAAGAUGAAGGGAGUGGAGGAGGUGAAGUACAUGAGGGGAGAAGAGGACCGGGUGAAUGCACGCAACCAGGAGAACCUGGAGAAGAGUAGUGUGCAGUACAGGGGCAAACAGCAUAAAGAGGUCGCUGGAGCAAACGUCAACAAGACUAAUAUUCACACAUCAGAAAGCCAGCAGGAGUUUUUCAGGAUGCUGGAUGAGAAGAUUGAGAAGGGGCGGGACUACUGUUCGGAGGAGGAGGAAGAUGGGACAUAGCACAGACGCCCUCAGAACUGACCAUCACAGUGUGUGUGUGUGUGUGUGCGUGUGUGUGUGUGCGCGCGUCUGUUUGUGUGUGUGUACGUGUGUGUGCGUGUGUGCGCGAGUGUAUGAGAGAGAGAAAGAGAGACAGAGACAGACAGCUGAACCAGUGUUUGACCGACGGGGCGUUUGUAUGUGUGUGUUUGCUGAACAUGUGACAAAGAAAGUAUUUUGAAUGCCAGUGGAAAGAAUGGAAAAAAGUGAAAGAGAGAGAGAGGGGAAGAAUGGAACAAUGAACACUAUCCUCAGAGUCUACGGCCCUCUUCUCUCAACGAGCACCCCGCCGCCGCCUCCUCUCCCGGGCCCCUGAGAGGACAGACAGCGGUGGAGGAGCCAAGCAGGGGAGGGGGAGAUGGAGUGACGAGGAGAACGUGAUGGACGGACAUCACUUCAAGCUUGCCACAGUCAGACCAGAGGGUCCGCUUUUGCUUUUUCUGCACAGAACAACAGCAACCCUCCAUCCCUCCAUCCCUCCAUCGACCCUUCCACAUCUGUCCCACAAUCCCCUGUGCCGUGGUCCAGCCUCGAGUAGCUCACCCCUUCAAGACUACCGCAAGAAACAGGAACUCCCAAAUACGGAGGCCCGGCAAGGACAUAUAUGGAAGUCUUGCGUUGCCCACGCCAGAUCCCGGUUGGUAUCUGGAGGACUAAGAGACUAAUAAAAUGGAGAAAUGAGCGAGUUUGGAGGGAGGAGGAGACGGCGAAAGGAAGAGGAGGUGGACGAGGGGCGGCGAGGUUGCAGUUAUGUAACCCAACCAAAACCCACACUGAACUUUGGCCUCCCUGCAGCUAGGCUGGCCCGGACCAACAGGGACUGAGAGAAUUUGUUGGGGGAAGGGGAGGAGAGGGGCAGGGGACGAGGGAGGGAGGGAGGGAGGGAGGGAAGGUGGGAAAGAAAGAGGAAACAAAAUUCCUGAUAUUUUAAUAAGAGAGAGUAGGGAGUGAGCAGGUGAUUUAGAAGCUCUGAACUCCUCCUGCCUUUUGAAGUCAAGGACCUUUUUUUUUUUUUUUUUUUUAUUCUGUUCCACAGCAACUAAGUUUGGUUAUUCUCCCCUUUUUUCAAUGUUAUAUCUUCAGGCUGUUCUUCUGUUGGCCUACUUCCUAGUGUAUCAUCAACAUCAACAUCAUCAUCCUCCUUAUCACAUCUGAUAAAAGCUGCGUAAAGUCACAGCCUCCGUGUCUCAACCCAAUCCAUCCUCCCCAGUAUACCCUCACACAGCAGGCCGUCAGGACACACACUUUUUACAUAAUGCAAUCUUGGAGUCACUGACAUGGUAACGCACAGUCUCAUUCAAAUGCACAUCUGCAUAGCCAUAUAAACACACAGGAAUACACACAUAUUAUUGUACCCUUUUCAUUUCACCAGCAGACUGUGUAUCAGUAAGAGGUGUUCUGUGUUGGAAGCGGCUCUGUAUUCCUGCUCUUGCAGCGCUCAUGACCCCUUCUUCUUCUUCUUCUUCUGUGUUGUGAGCUCAGCUUCUCUUCGGCUCAGCAGUAUUGAAGCUUACUGGCAUCAAGUGAAGUCACCCUCUCCUUUCAGCAUGCACACACUCAUAUAUACACACACACGCGCGCACACAAACACAACCGGGCACACAAGCAGUAAACUGGGCUGAGCUUAAAUGGGUAGAGGUACGGUUGCCGUGGAGACACAGGCCUGAUCACAUUUCUAUUGUCAUCGUUCCCAGAUACUUCCUGUUUAUUAUUUUCAAUAUAUUUUUGUUUUCGUUUUUCUAUUAAAAAUAAAAACAAAGAAGCUGGUCAUG
Molecule: messenger RNA, 2450 nt
Organism: Myripristis murdjan (pinecone soldierfish)
Lineage: Eukaryota; Metazoa; Chordata; Actinopteri; Holocentriformes; Holocentridae
Exons: 6
Coding region: 289-639 (116 amino acids)
Source: RefSeq, a predicted model, not a curated record